AUGAAGCUAAAUGAUUUUCAACUUUUUCACGUUGUGUUAUUCCUCAUCAAUCGUGUACUUUAUUUUUGUGAUGGCUCGGUUUUAUGCCAAGAACCAUCUCCAGUACCAAAUGCUUACAGGGAAUGGUCUGGAAUAGGUAUGACCGCGGAGGUGAACUAUACCUGCUAUACCCACUAUGUAUUGAUGUCGGGUGAUUUGGUGAGGACUUGUGUCAAUGGUGUUUAUACAGGAGAUGAACCUGUUUGUAAACUUGAUUGUGGAGUACCAAGAAAUCUGGAGGGAGCUACAGUUAGUUAUCCUUCAACUACCUCAGAUUUAACAUCUGUAUCCAAAGCCAAAUACGACUGUUUACCAGGUCUUAAGGUCAAGGGGAAUAGUAAAAACACCGAAAAUAUUGCUGAAGGAUGUAAAGCCUUUCUAGCUGAUGGAAGUAACGUGGACCAUGUUGUUGAUGGUGAUACUACAUGUAAACCGCUGACAGAUACCUCUAUUGAUAUACACCUUAAUGAUACCUAUAAAAUAAUGAAGAUCUUUAUUGUACAUAACUUAGCGAGUAUUAAUAAGAUUUCUGUAUCAGCUAUACAAAACAGUACAGGACUAGAAAAAACUUGUGUUGAAAUGGACUAUGGUGAUGGUACCGUGGGAAUAACCAAGACUUUAUACAGCUCCAAAUUUUAUGCCAGUGCAAAAUGUUAUGGUGAUAUAGUUAGAAUAGUCUUGACUCUAUCAACCACCUUGUCAAUAUGUGAUAUCAUGAUAUACGGAAAUCUUUUUAUAGGUGAUUGUGGUCAGCCGGCAGUGAAAUUUGGUCAGACUGUAGAAUAUACAAAUACAACAGAAGGCAGUACAGCUCUGUUAAGCUGUGUACCUCCAUUCUAUCCUGAAAAUAAUCAUGGUGUUAUAACGUGUCAAGGUACAGCAUGGACAUCAUCCAAACUGAUAUGCACAGACAGGCAUGAUAAUAUAGCUGAUGAAAUACCAAAUAAUUUAUAUGAUAUGGUUCUUGAUAAUAAUUACACUACUUGUGUUAAUAUCGGCAGUUCUAAUGGUAUUCCUAGCGAGUGGUCAAUAGAUCUUGGUCAGGAUUAUGAAGUUAACAGCUUAUCAGUUACUUUUGGCGAUAUGGACCUGUCGCAACCAGUUAAAGCAGUAAUAGUCCAUAGUUCUGGAAAGGCCACUACCUGUCAGUAUGAACGACCAAAGGGAGCUGGUGUUGUGGUUGCUUUUGUAUGUUCAUAUGCACGUGUAACUCGUAAUAUUAAAUUAACUGGAGGAGAUGAGUUAAAUCUUUGUGAUGUAAAAAUUAAAGGAAGAUAUUAUGAUGAACCUCUGGAAUGUUACAAUUCUUUUAAAGGUAUAGAUUAUAAAGGAACGCAAAAUGUUACAAGUAAUGGGCGUGUGUGCCUUCCAUGGGUCUCCAUCCCCGAAUACAGUUCAACCAUUGAAAACUUUCCUGAUGUAUCCUAUGAUGAGACCGGCAAUCAUUGUCGGAACCCCAGCAAGGAUGGUAGAGGCUCGCCAUGGUGUUUUAUAUCGCCAAUUGAAUGGCAUUAUUGUUCUGUACCUAAAUGCGGUAAAUAUAUUGUCUUUGCAUCGUAUCACGAAUAUGGUUAG
Molecule: messenger RNA, 1614 nt
Organism: Lottia gigantea (owl limpet)
Lineage: Eukaryota; Metazoa; Mollusca; Gastropoda; Lottiidae
Exons: 9
Coding region: 1-1614 (537 amino acids)
Source: RefSeq, a predicted model, not a curated record